AUGAGUCUGGCGUUGAACUCCAGCCUGGAGGGGCGCGAUGGGGACAGGGUCCAACCGGACCCCAGUCCGCCCAGCAACGGCAGCAGUGGGCUCCGGGACGCCGGAGAGAGCGACCUGGACGUGAACACGGAUAUUUAUUCCAAAGCGGUGGUCACCCUGAUCUACAUCGGGCUCUUCGUGCUGGGCUCGUUCGGUAACUUCAUCACCAUGUACACCCUGGUGAAGAAGAAGACACUGCAACACCUGCAGGGAACCGUGAACUAUCACCUCGCCAACCUAGCCCUGUCCGACCUCCUCAUUCUCCUGCUCUGUAUGCCCAUCGAGCUCUACAACUUCAUCUGGGUGCACCACCCCUGGGCUUUCGGUGACGCCGUGUGCCGGGGUUAUUACUUUCUCCGGGAUGCUUGCACCUACGCCACGGCACUCAACAUCGGCAGCCUCAGCGUCGAGCGCUACAUGGCCAUCUGUCACCCGUUCAAAGCCAAGACCCUGAUGUCCAGCAGCCGCACCAAGAAGCUCAUCUCCCUCAUUUGGGUGCUGUCCUUCCUGCUCGCCACCCCAAUGAUCUUCACCAUGGGGCAGAAGUAUGCCAACCCUGUCCCCGAUCCGGAUGACUUGAUCUGCACCACCAUCGUGGAUGAAAUGACCGUCAAAACCGUCAUUCAGGUAAAUGCAUUCCUGUCCUUUGUCAUACCCAUGGUAAUGAUCUCAGUCUUGAACACAAUCAUUGCCAAUCAGCUGAUAGCAACCUUCAAGCAUGCAGCUCAGGACAGUCGGAUGUGUACUAUCGAAGGGCAACAAAACACACUGAGCAUUUCGGUGGAACCAAACCGGAUCCAAUCUCUUCGGCAUGGAGUCAAAGUUCUCAGGGCUGUAGUCAUUGCCUUUGUGGUAUGCUGGCUUCCAUAUCACGUGCGUCGUCUGAUGUUCUGUUAUGUGCCCAAACAUCAGUGGACAGAAUUUCUCUACGAUUUCUAUCAUUACUUCUACAUGGUGACAAAUAUCCUCUUCUACGUCAGCUCCACUAUCAACCCUAUCCUGUACAACCUAGUCUCUACAAACUUCAGACAAAACUUCUUCUCUACACUCAGCUCCUAUUGUCUUCUCAGGCGAUCAAAAGCCAAGACUCGUGCAAUUAGCAGGAAGUCAAAUAGUAUUUCCAGCAAUCAUAAUUACUCCAAUAUCGUCACAAAAGAAACAAUGUACUAA
Messenger RNA from Hypanus sabinus (Atlantic stingray), 1209 nucleotides. RefSeq names its product neurotensin receptor 1 (high affinity) (gene ntsr1). Bases 1 to 1209 code for a protein of 402 amino acids. Gene Ontology annotation, cellular component: plasma membrane. The transcript is spliced from 4 exons. Gene Ontology annotation, biological process: neuropeptide signaling pathway. The record is from RefSeq and is a predicted model, not a curated record. NCBI's taxonomy places the organism in Eukaryota, Metazoa, Chordata, Chondrichthyes, Myliobatiformes, Dasyatidae. Gene Ontology annotation, molecular function: G protein-coupled neurotensin receptor activity.